UUGCACUAUGGGACCCUCAUGGGCAGCAGAGCUUGUGUGAAAAUGGCAGCAGCUGCCUGGGCCAGUGGUUUUCUCUAUGGUCUCCUACACACUGCUAAUACAUUUUCAAUACCACUCUGCCAAGGCAACACAGUGGACCAGUUCUUCUGUGAAGUUCCCCAGAUCCUCAAGCUCUCCUGCUCAGACUCCUACCUCAGGGAACUUGGCCUUCUUGUGGUUAGUGCCUGCUUAUUCUCUGGGUGUUUCGUUUUCAUUGUGGUGUCCUAUGUGCAGAUCUUCACUGCUGUGCUGAGGAUCCCCUCUGAGCAGGGCCGGCACAAAGCCUUUUCCAUGUGCCUCCCGCACCUGGCCGUGGUCUCCCUGUUUCUCAGCACUGGCAUGUUUGCCUACCUGAAGCCCCCCUCCCUCUCCUCCCCAGCUCUGGACCUGGUGGUGGCUGUUCUGUACUCGGUGGUGCCUCCAGCUCUGCAGGAUGGCACCUCUCCUCAGUGGGUCCCUGCCCUGCCUGCCUCACCAGCACCCUCAGCCCUCGGCUCCGCUUCCCACACGGAGCUGCCCUGCUCUGGGGCCACAGGCCAUGCUGGUUGGGGCAGGAAGCAGACCCAGCUGGACAGGGAUCACCACCACUGA
Dromaius novaehollandiae (emu) is the source of this 630-nucleotide messenger RNA. RefSeq names its product olfactory receptor 14A16-like. The annotation marks the transcript as partial. Gene Ontology annotation, biological process: G protein-coupled receptor signaling pathway. Gene Ontology annotation, molecular function: odorant binding; olfactory receptor activity. The transcript is spliced from 2 exons. The record is from RefSeq and is a predicted model, not a curated record. Lineage: Eukaryota; Metazoa; Chordata; Aves; Casuariiformes; Dromaiidae. Gene Ontology annotation, cellular component: membrane.